Messenger RNA from Syngnathus acus (greater pipefish), 2866 nucleotides. RefSeq names its product solute carrier family 15 member 2 (gene slc15a2). NCBI's taxonomy places the organism in Eukaryota, Metazoa, Chordata, Actinopteri, Syngnathiformes, Syngnathidae. The record is from RefSeq and is a predicted model, not a curated record. Bases 273 to 2360 code for a protein of 695 amino acids. The transcript has 22 exons. Gene Ontology annotation, cellular component: membrane. Gene Ontology annotation, molecular function: dipeptide transmembrane transporter activity. Gene Ontology annotation, biological process: oligopeptide transport; transmembrane transport.
CACAAAAAGAGAUACGUCAACAGAAGGGAGGACAACUCCCACGCUCGUAAUGUUUAUUAAUCGAAUAUUUUUAUGUAUAUUUAUUUUUAACGAAUAUGCUUGGUGACGACAUCGUUGGAGCACUUCGACGUAGUGGCGGAAAAGUCCUUUAAAAAGCGGCGCCAGGAGAACAAGUAAGACGAGGAGGAGGAGGAGGAGGAGGAGGAGGUGGAAGAAAAAGCUUUUUAGUUUUGGACUCUACGCUGCACUGACUGCACGCCGCCGCCGCCAACAUGAGCAAGAAACUUUGUGGGACAAACUACCCGGUGAGCAUCUGCUUCAUCAUCGUCAACGAGUUCUGCGAGCGUUUCUCCUACUAUGGCAUGAGAGCGGUGUUGACGUUGUACUUCUUGACCUACCUACGCUGGGACCAUGACCUUUCCACGGCCGUCUACCACGCCUUCAGCAGCCUGUGCUACUUCACGCCCGUCCUCGGCGCCAUCAUCGCCGACUCCUGGCUCGGGAAGUUUAAGACCAUCGUCUACCUGUCCAUUGUCUACGUGCUGGGUCAUGUGAUCAAGUCGGUCGGCGCCAUUCCCACGGUGGGAAGCAAUUCCAUGCACAUCUCUCUGUCCAUGAUAGGUCUGAUUCUAAUCGCCUUCGGAACCGGCGGGAUUAAACCCUGCGUGGCCGCCUUCGGGGGCGACCAGUUCCACGACAAGCAUGCCACCGAGAGAAUGAAAUUCUUCUCCAUUUUCUACAUGGCAAUCAACGCCGGCAGCUUCCUGUCCACCAUCAUCACACCCAUCUUAAGAGGAGACGUGCAAUGUUUCGGCGACGACUGCUACGCUUUGGCCUUCGGAGUGCCCGCCGUUCUCAUGAUGGUGGCGUUGGUUGUGUUUGUAUUAGGCGGCAGACUCUACCGGCGAAAUCCUCCUCAGGGCAACAUUUUGAUGGAGGUUUGCAACUGCAUCAGCUUUGCCAUCAAGAACCGCUGGAGGAGGUCCAAGUACGAGUCCAGCAGAGGGCAUUGGCUGGACUGGGCCGAGGACAAGUACUCAAAGCGUCUGAUCAUGGAGAUCAAAAUGGUUCUGCGAGUCCUGGUUCUUUACAUCCCUCUGCCCAUGUUCUGGGCUCUGUUCGAUCAGCAGGGUUCUCGCUGGACAUUGCAGGCCACCAGGAUGAAUAUGUCCUUUGGAGCCUUCUCCAUCAAACCUGAUCAAAUGCAGACUCUGAAUGCGAUGUUGAUUCUGGUGUUCGUGCCCCUGUUUGACUUGCUCAUAUACCCGCUGGUUUCCCUCUGCAGAAUCAACGUCACUCCUUUGAGGAAAAUGGCCACCGGGAUGAUUUUUGCCGCGUUGGCGUUUGGUGCCGCCGCCCUGGUGGAGAUCCAUGUGGUGAAAACUGUGGUUACACCAGCACCGGCGGGCAAGUGUCUGCUGCAAGUCUUCAACUUGUCCCCACAAGAUGCCAGUCUUCAAUUCCCCGAAGGCAAUCCUUUUCCUGAGCCGCUGCCAUAUCUACAGGAUCCUGGUGAGUACCUGACGCUGCCACUAGAGGCGCCCAGCACCAACGUGAGCUUGGAGGUCCUCUCCGAAGGCGCUGUCUCUCACUGCAACGUCACCUUUGACCAGCAGGGGGCGUAUAGUCUCAUCCUGCACCCCUCCGACAGUGGAAUACGCUGUAAACUGGUGAAGGACCACAUCAAGAAAAAUGACGAAGGAGCACCUGUCCUCAGGUUCCUCAACACGCUGUCAGAGGCGGCCAACGUCACCGUGGGAGACAAGACGUUCCAAGCCGACGCCAAUUACGGCGUCUCUGCUAACAAGACCAUCCAGCAGGGAGAGUAUAGCAAGGUGAGCUGCAGUUUAAAGUCAAAGACUUUAGACCUGGACCUCGGGCUCCUGGAUUUUGGAGCUUCAUACACUGUGAUCCUGCUGGAGGAAUCUGGUAAGAUAACGGCGCACAAGAUGGAGGACGUUCACGCCAACAACGUCCACAUAGCCUGGCAGAUCCCUCAGUACGUUCUCAUCACCAUGGGCGAAGUCAUGUUCUCCAUCACGGGCCUGGAGUUCUCCUACUCGCAGGCCCCCGCCAACAUGAAGUCGGUCCUGCAGGCUGGGUGGCUGCUCACCGUCGCUUUCGGGAACGUCAUCGUAUUGAUUGUGGCGGAGGGCGCCGGCCUUGAGCAGUGGAAAGAGUUCCUGCUGUUUGCGAUCCUGCUGUUAGCCGUGUGCACGGCGUUCUCAGUCAUGGCCCACUUGUACACGUACGUGAACGUUCAGCAGCUGGACAAAACGUGCGCCAGCGGCCACGAUGACGACGACAGCGACAACACCCUAGAUGAGAAAAAAGAUUUGGGGUCGAGCACCAAAUUUUAAUUCUCAAGUGCGGUCAGUAUUGGGAACAAAAAGAACCACUUGAUACCUUAUUGUUAGCAUGAAAUGCUAAUUGUAGCUUUUACACAGGUUUUGAAUUUUUGUCGUCUCAGCUUCUUUUUCAGGAUUUUUUUUGUAGAAUGCUUCAUCAUUCAGCCUUACUGUGAUUUUAUUCUUUUCAGGGUUUUAUUCACAUUGUCAUCAUCUUACAAUUUUUUUUAUUUUUUUUUUUAAAUCAGUUUGCCACAUUUUAAAAGGAGACUAUUUUCACAGGUUUAUGGCACAGUUUACAACUUUUUUCACUGAACAAUACUAAUUUAAGUUUUUAACUGUUUUAUUCUGAAUUCCAGAUGUUCCUCGUGGUCUCGUCAGUUUGCUUGUAUUUAAUUCCUGAUUUCUGUCAAUUAGUUCUGUUUGUGACUGAAACCUUUGUGUUAAUUUAGUAUUUUUGAUUCAAUGAGCCUUAUUUGCUUUUGUUUGUUGAAUAAAUACUUUUUGUAACUCCUGAA